Messenger RNA from Tachyglossus aculeatus (Australian echidna), 7488 nucleotides. RefSeq names its product calcium voltage-gated channel auxiliary subunit alpha2delta 1 (gene CACNA2D1). The record is from RefSeq and is a predicted model, not a curated record. NCBI's taxonomy places the organism in Eukaryota, Metazoa, Chordata, Mammalia, Monotremata, Tachyglossidae. Gene Ontology annotation, molecular function: voltage-gated calcium channel activity. The coding region runs from base 32 to 3337 and encodes 1101 amino acids. Gene Ontology annotation, cellular component: L-type voltage-gated calcium channel complex. The transcript has 39 exons.
GGGGUCGGGGCGGGGGGCCCCCCGAUCCUCGAUGGUGAAGAUGGCUGCUGGAGGCCGGAGGACACUUGGUCCGCUGCUGCCGCUCCUCCUCCUCCUGGUGGUCCUCCUGCUCCGCGCCCGCCCCGCAGCCCCGGAGCCUUUCCCUUCGGCCGUCACCAUAAAGUCCUGGGUGGAUAAGAUGCAGGAUGACCUCGUUACACUGGCAAGAACAGCAAGUGGGGUGAACCAGCUUGCUGAGAUCUAUACGAAGUACAAAGACCUGUACACCGUAGAGCCAAAUAACGCCCGGCAACUGGUGGAAAUUGCAGCCAGAGACAUAGAAAAACUCCUGAGCAACAGAUCAAAAGCCCUGGUGCGACUUGCUGGAGAAGCAGAGAAGUUUCAAGCAGCACAUCAGUGGAGGGAUGAUUUUGGGACGAACGAAGUGGUCUACUAUAAUGCAAAGGACAACCUUAAUGACCCUGAAAAGAAUGAGAGUGAGCCAGGCAGCCAGAGGAUCAAGCCCGUGUUCGUUGAGGAUGCUGUCUUCCGAAGACAAACAUCAUAUCAACAUGCUGCAGUCCAUAUCCCCACUGACAUAUAUGAGGGCUCCACGAUAGUGUUAAAUGAACUCAACUGGACCAGUUCCCUUGAUGAAGUUUUCAAAAAGAAUCGUGAUGAAGACCCCACCUUGUUGUGGCAGGUGUUUGGCAGUGCAACAGGCCUGGCCAGGUAUUACCCAGCUUCUCCAUGGGUAGAUAAAAGCCGAUCUCCAAACAAGAUUGACCUGUACGAUGUACGCAGAAGACCAUGGUAUAUCCAAGGAGCCGCCUCUCCCAAAGAUAUGCUCAUUCUGGUGGAUGUGAGCGGAAGUGUGAGUGGCCUGACGCUGAAACUGAUUCGAACAUCCGUUUCUGAAAUGUUAGAAACCUUAUCUGAUGAUGACUUUGUGAAUGUAGCAUCAUUUAACAGUAAUGCCCAAGAUGUGAGCUGCUUUCAACAUCUCGUCCAAGCCAACGUAAGAAACAAGAAAGUGCUGAAAGAUGCAGUCAAUAACAUCACGGCUAAAGGAAUCACUGAUUACAAAAAGGGCUUUAGUUUUGCUUUUGAACAGCUGCUAAAUUACAAUGUUUCCAGAGCCAACUGUAAUAAGAUCAUCAUGUUGUUUACGGAUGGCGGAGAAGAAAGAGCUCAGGAGAUAUUUAAGAAAUAUAACCAAGACAAAAAAGUACGUGUAUUCACAUUUUCAGUUGGUCAGCAUAACUAUGACAGAGGACCUAUCCAAUGGAUGGCUUGCAAAAAUAAAGGCUAUUAUUAUGAAAUUCCUUCUAUUGGAGCUAUAAGAAUCAACACCCAGGAAUACUUAGAUGUUUUGGGAAGACCAAUGGUUUUAGCUGGAGACAAGGCCAAGCAAGUCCAGUGGACCAAUGUGUACCUGGAUGCACUGGAACUGGGUCUUGUCAUUACUGGAACUCUUCCUGUCUUCAACAAAACAGGCCAAGAUGCAAAUAAGGCGAACUUAAAGAACCAACUAAUUCUUGGAGUGAUGGGAGUUGAUGUGUCUUUGGAAGAUAUCAAAAGGUUGACACCACGCUUUACACUGUGCCCAAAUGGCUAUUAUUUUGCCAUUGACCCAAACGGUUAUGUGUUACUUCAUCCAAAUCUUCAGCCAAAGAACCCUAAAUCCCAGGAGCCAGUCACAUUGGAUUUUCUAGAUGCUGAGCUGGAGAAUGACAUCAAAGUGGAGAUUCGAAAUAAAAUGAUCGAUGGAGAAAGUGGGGAAAGAACAUUUAGGACGCUGGUUAAAUCUCAAGAUGAGCGGUAUAUUGACAAAGGGAGCAGGACAUACACAUGGACCCCUGUCAAUGGCACAGAUUACAGUUUGGCCUUGGUAUUACCAACCUACAGUUUUUACUAUAUAAAAGCCAAACUUGAAGAGACCAUAACUCAGGCUAAAUCCAAAAAGGGAAAAAUGAAGGAUUCGGAGACACUGAAGCUAGACCACUUUGGCGAAACUGGCUAUACUCUACUAGCACCAAGAGAAUACUGUAAUGAUCUAAAAUUAUCAGAUAACAACACUGAAUUUCUUUUAAACUUCAAUGAGUUUAUUGAUCGAAAAACACCAAAUAAUCCAUCAUGUAAUGUUGACAUGGUCAAUAGAGUAUUAUUGGAUGCAGGGUUUACAAAUGAACUUGUCCAGAAUUACUGGAGCAAGCAAAACCCAGACGGAGUGUUAGCGCGUUUUGUUGUAACUGAUGGAGGAAUUACCAGAGUGUUCCCCAAAGAGGCUGGAGCCGAAUGGUUUGAAAAUCCUGAAACAUACGAAGAUAGCUUCUAUAAGAGGAGCUUGGACAAUGACAACUAUAUUUUCACUGCUCCUUAUAUUAAUAAAUCUGGAUCCAGCAGCUACGAGUCUGGUAUUAUGGUAAGCAGAGCUGUAGAAAUAUCUAUUAAUGGAAAACUUCUUAAGCCUGCAGUCGUUGGAAUUAAAAUUGACUUCAAAAAAUGGGCAGAAAAUUUCACCAGAGAUGCAACCAGAAACCCAUGCACAGGCCAAAUUUGUGACUGUAAGCAAAACAGUGAGGUAAUGGACUGUGUUAUUCUUGAUGAUGGCGGUUUUCUUUUGAUGUCAAACCAUGAUGACUUAAACAAAGAGAGUGGAAGAUUCUAUGGCGAGAUUGACCCGAGCCUCAUGCGCUACCUGGUGAAUAUGUCUGUGUACGCCUUCAACAAGUCCUACGACUACCAAUCCGUGUGUGACCCUGGCAGUGCCCCGAAGCAAGGAGGAGGACUCCGCUCAGUAUAUGUGCCAUCGAUAGCGGAUAUCCUACACAUAGGAUGGUGGGCCACGACUGCUGCAUGGUCUAUCCUGCAGCAGUUGAUUUUGAGUUUGACUUUCCCACGGCUGCUUGAGGCAGUGGAAAUGGAUGACGAUGAUUUCACUGCUGCCCUAUCUAAGCAAAGCUGCAUAACUGAGCAAACUCAGUAUUUCUUUGACAAUGAUAGUAAAUCCUUUAGCGGCGUAUUAGACUGUGGGAACUGUUCCAGAAUCUUUCACGUAGAGAAGCUUAUGAACACCAACCUAAUAUUCAUCAUCGUCGAAAGCAAAGGGACUUGUCCUUGUGAUACUCGACUGCUAAUACAAGCUGAGCAACCUUCCGACGGACCUGAUCCCUGUGAUAUGGUUAAGCAACCUAGGUACAGAAAGGGGCCAGACGUCUGCUUUGAUGAAGAUGUACUGGAAAACGACUCAGACUGUGGUGGGGUCUCGGGAUUGAACCCAUCGCUGUGGUCUGUGAUAGGAAUCCAGCUGGCAUUGCUUUGGCUGGUAUCUGGAAGCAGACAUUGCCAAUUAUGACCCAGUAGAAACGAAGCCUACAUCAGUAAUCAAGACCCUGCCAAAACAUGAGCCCUCAUUGUAAUUGCGGAAAGGGUCAGCUGUUCAGACAGCAGACGGUCAGCCCACGACAACAUGGUGUAACUCUGUGCGAAGGACUCACAGGCGCCCACAGUGACUGCAUGUUGGCGUGCCUGGUCCUUACACGUGUGUGAAUGCUGCAUCAUCCAUGUCCUCAAAGCGAAGGCCUGUAUGUGCUUUAUUGAAGAAUCUAAGAUUUUUUUUUUUCGGUGGUUGCAUCAUUGAUGACUUCAUGUAAAAGGGCUCCCCUUGAAAUGCUUAUGUAUUCUAUGGGUUCUCUUGAUUCAACUUAACUUUGAAUUUAUUGCCCUCCCUAUUCUUUUACCAGGAACUUUGAUGGACAUGAAGCUCGUGUUGCCUUCAUAAUUGACUCCAUUAAAAGAUUAUCACUGCUUUCAAUAUCAGUUGUGUGAAAAAAUAUUAUAGACAAACUGUGGAUUGUCCAAACUGUUCAGACAAAAAAAAAAAAUACUGGCUAGUCUUCUACAAAAGUUUGCCAUGAAUGAAAUGCCUUAUGAAAAGUGGCUUAUUCUGGCCCAAGCAAUUCAAGAUGGCUGACCAGUUGUUUUGGUAGGUAAAACUUUGGUUUAGAAACACACAUUAUAGAUUAAAACAAACUAAAGGUGCUUGAGGGUUUGAGUUUUAACUAAACAGGUAGUCAUCGCUUUUCAAAAAGCUUUUGUAUUCAAUGCAAAGUCCCGUUGGUUUGCUGUGUAGUUACACAGUGCUACCCAACUUUUUUUCAAAAUGCUUGAACAGAAAUGCUUGUGAAAGGUAGGGUUUGUUUUUUUUUGUGAUCACUGAUCUUUGGUUACCAAGGGUAUUUGUGUGAUGCUGCUGCUAUUUUAUCUUUUUGGUUUGUUUUCUUUGUAGAGUGUAGUCCAUUGAAAAUGUAACCGAGUGAUACUUUACUGGUGUGAGAAACUGAGCAUUGCAAUGUGAUGCCAUUAAAUUAUCUUAAAUUGUAGUUACUCAACAGAACACUGGAUAUACUGUGUGGUGAAAAGAGUGGAACGGAUAGGGUGUGAUUAGAGAUGUUGGAAUAAAACAAUGGAUUUUAUAUAGAUUUGUGCUUCUGCCUGAAAAUCCAUGUACAGCUAUUUUAAGUAUAUAAAUCAGAUUUGACAUUUAUUUUUGAAAAGUAUAUGUUCUGAAUGCAGAUUCAUUCCAGGUACCCUCUUUGUUCAAUUAAAUGAUAGCACCUGUAAUUUUAGGGCUUCGGCUAUAGCUGUUUUACAUUAAAAAUGGCCAGUUCCACUGAGCACAAUUUCCAUCUGUUCACUGAUAUUUUACAGUAACCUGCACAAAUGGAAAACCUUCAGUCUCUUCAUAUGCACAAUGAUACUUUAUUAUGAAUAAUACAGAUUGUUUAUAUACAACUCUGUUGGGAAAACUGAUAGGUGCAGUGAAUUUGGAGUUCUACGUCACAGGAGGUGAUGGAAAGAGCAUUUCAUUUGCAAUGUGUUCUAGCUUUCAGGACUAAUUUCAAGAGAGAAACCAAGGAAUGCAGCUCUGUUGUUCCCAUACAGAUCUGCAAAGAGCUGCACUCUACAAAUGUUUAUGUUGUAGGAGAACUCUAGCUUUUUUCAAAAGCUUGCAAGAUAUUGGUUUAAAAUGGAAAAUGACUCCAAUGCUAUUUUUGUCCUGUCAGAAAGCUUAAUGAAAUAUGUGAUCUACAUUAAUGAUCUGGAAAUCUACAUAUAUAUAUUCAUAUCCAAGUUGUAGCAUAACUUCAAAGAUGAAUUUUCUUUGCUUCUAGCCAUUUGGCCCUUCUGUCCCCUACUCUCCACAUACACCCUUGGUUCCAACUGUAUAGAUCAAGAUCCUAACCUUGUAUAAUUGCUUUGAUAAUUUGAUGUUGGGGAUGUCAAGGUUGAUGGCUAAAAACUGCAUUCUUCAUCUAUUCAGGUAGUAUUACUUUGCACAUGGUAAUGCUCAAUAAAUGCCAGUGAUUGGUUCAAUUAAAUAUUAUAAAUGUUCCAGUUAUUAAACUGUCUUGAAUCAUUGGAAGUUUUGAGUUGGCAAGAAAUAGCAAGACCAUUGAAGGAUAUGUUCUUUAGUUCAUUUUACUACUGGAAAACACCUCUUACAAAAGGGAGCAAAGUAAUUUGAGUUUUCUCAUUUGCAAUAGUAUCCCUAAAAUAGAGGCUUAGCUUAAUCUUAACAAUGGACUUUAUUUUUAAAUUAUGACAUUAAGUUCUUAAUAUAUGCUAUGUAGUGUCUUAAGGGCUAGGGAAGAUAUAAAAAUAAAAUGAAUCAGACACUGCCCUUCUCAGUCCAAGAGGGAGGAAAAUCAGGUUGCCGUAUCCCGAUUUUACAGAUGAGGAAAUGGAGGCCCAAAAGGGUUGUGACUUUUCUAAAGUCACACAGCAGUCCAGUGACAGAGCUGGGAUUAGAGCCAAGUCCUCUGGCUUCCAGAUCUCUGUUCUUUCACUAUACCCACCUUAUGAAAAAAUGAUCCAUCAGCAGAGAUUCUUAUCCUAUGUUUUUGGCAUAAAAUUCCAUUUAGUUUAUGAGUCUUAACCCUAAAUGGUUUAUGUUUUUCAAGAGUUAAUCUAAUUUUGUGUAGAAAGAAACUGUAGAAUUGCAUGAACCAAUAUAUAAGCCACACACGGGGACAAUGUGAUAAGAAACUGUAGUCGACACAGUUUUUUCUGUUUGAUUUUUGAAGCCAAAGUCUCAUUUAGCAGUUAUAGCAAUUUUCUUAAAAAAAUGCAUCAUCAUUUCAAACUAUAUUUAAUAUUUAUAAUCGACCAAUUCUACAUUAAUGUUAUUUUCCAAAAUACUAGAUUUGUUCAUAAUUCCAAAGCCUUACCAGUGUCAUCAAAUGUAGAAACACUGCUAUGCUGUUUGGACUGUUUUGGCUUUACCCUAUUGUCACACAGCUAAAUCCUAAGCAAAAAAAUUAAAAAACAGAAAUAUGGAAUAAUUCUAAGAUUGGUGUUGAGUAACUGGUCAAGAAUUUCACAUCAAUGGUUUCUUUCUAAUUUCUCCAUUUGAGCAACCAGCAUUACUGCCAAAACACCAAGGGAAGUCCACAUUUAUAGCCGGUUUUUAACAUGACAUAGCAAGUUUGAUUGAAGAGAUUUUUAGGUCAUGGACUUGUGAGAUUUUAGUAUGACCUUUUUCAUAUUUCUAAUGCUUGAGGUUUUAUUGCUUAACUUGGAAAAAAACAAACAAACAGUGUUGCUGCCAUUUGUAAAUUUUCCUAGGGUAUUCCUUUUAAUAACUUUGGAACUGGCCUUAUUGGGUUCAAAUAGGCUGUAUCCCUUUUAAGUGACCUUUGCAACCCAAGUAUUACUUGUUGUUGAUUCUUUCAUUAUGUUUUCAAUGAUAUUUAACCCUCCCUCCCCUAACACUGAAGCAUAACUUACGUCUUCGUUCUGAACUCUUGAACUAUCCCAUUGCCCCUGCGGUUAUGAUGCUAGCCUAGCUAGAGCUUUUGAAUUGCCAGAAAGGUGGAACACCCUAGAAAUGUGUUUGAAAUGAAAUCCAAAUGGGUGGCAGAAGCUCAAGUUCACGCCAACCUUGAUCUAACACUCAGCUCCAUAGCUAUGGCCAAGUCUUUGUUUGCCCGUGACAGAAUGUUAAUAUUGUUAAUAAAUUCAGUGUAAACUACUGUAUAAAGAUGACAAAAGAGUGUCUAAAAACAAAUUACAAAGCUUCAUGAAGUUGGCCCACCCACACCGACUACUUCAAUAAUGACCAUCACCAAGUGAUUUCCCUGAGACGGCAGUUCGGUCCUGCUAAGAUGCCAACUGAAUUUACAAUGGCACUUGACAAAGUUGUCCUCGCUGUUGUGUAGUGUGAAAUGUCUGGAUCAUACUUUCGGGGAUAUUUUUAUUGAAAUGCUCAGUGUGUGUCCAUGCAAAGGGGCCUAGCUGCCCCCUCUGGGUAGUGGGUCUUUUCUCCCCUUUUUCUUGUGUUCUCUUGACACUUUUGUGGAACUUGACAAGCCUGAAAAAAAAAAACAUUUUGUAAAAAUUUGUACAAUACUAUUAUAAAAAAAAGUUUAUAAUCCUAGAAAAUGUUGUGUCAAUUCUUGUGCAAAAACAGUAUAUUCAGAAUAAAAGUUUAUCAUUUAAAAUCAA